AUGCCGUCGAUAUUUAUCUUCGAAAACAAUAUCUACUACUGCGCGCACGUCGGGAAGCAGGCCAUCCGUGUGGUCUCGACUGGGAAGGAGGGCGUGAUCUACAACGGCCUCAGCGACUGGCUGUAUGAAGAGGAGAUUUUGAAGACUCACAUCGCCCACUGGUGGUCUCCGGAUGGCACGAGGCUCGCCUACGCCACCAUCAACGACUCCCGUGUGCCCAUCAUGGAGCUCCCAACCUACACUGGCUCCAUCUACCCCACGGUGAAGCCCUACCACUACCCCAAGGCUGGAUGUGAAAACCCCAGCAUUUCCCUGCACGUCAUUGGCUUAAAUGGACCCACCCACGAUCUAGAGAUGAUGCCACCCGAUGAUCCACGGAUGAGAAUCCAGGCUGGGAGAUUGGGCAAGAAUGAAGAACCGGUGUUCUCCAAGGAUGGCCGAAAGUUCUUCUUUGUCCGAGCCAUCCCACAGGGGGGACAAGGAAAAUUCUAUCACAUCACCGUGUCGUCAUCCCAGCCUAACAGCAGUAAUGACAACAUACAGUCCAUCACCUCCGGGGACUGGGACGUGACCAAGAUCCUGGCCUACGACGAGAAGCGGAAUAAGAUCUACUUCCUGAGCACAGAAGACCUGCCGAGGAGGAGACAGCUCUACAGCGCCAGCACGGUGGGCACCUUCAACAGGCAGUGCCUGUCCUGUGACCUGCUGGAGAACUGCACGUACUUCAGCGCGUCCUUCAGCCACAGCGCCGACUUCUUCCUGCUCAAGUGUGAAGAAAUGUUUGAUCUAGAAACAAACGAGCAUGUACAGAAGGCCGUACAUGACCGACAGAUGCCUAAAGUAGAAUACAGGAAGAUCGAGGUUGACGAUUACAACUUGCCCGUUCAGAUCCUCAAGCCAGCAACCUUCACCGACACGGCCCACUACCCCUUGCUCCUGGUGGUGGACGGCACCCCAGGGAGCCAGAGCGUGGCCGAGAAGUUCGAGGUGACCUGGGAGACGGUGCUGGUGAGCAGCCACGGAGCCGUGGUGGUGAAGUGCGACGGCCGCGGCAGUGGCUUCCAAGGCACCAAGCUGCUGCACGAAGUGGGGCGGAGGCUGGGCUCCCUGGAGGAGAAGGACCAGAUGGAGGCUGUGCGGAUGAUGCUGAAGGAGCAAUACAUUGACCAGGCACGUGUGGCCGUGUUUGGGAAGGAUUAUGGCGGGUACCUGAGCACUUACAUCCUCCCGGCAAAGGGGGAAAAUCAGGCUCAGGUUUUCACCUGUGGCUCUGCUCUCUCUCCAAUCACGGACUUCAAGCUCUACGCGUCUGCGUUUUCUGAGAGGUACUUGGGCCUCCACGGACUUGACAACAGAGCAUAUGAGAUGACCAAGGUGGCACACCGCGUGUCGGCGCUGGAAGAACAGCAGUUUCUGAUCAUUCACGCAACCGCGGACGAAAAAAUCCAUUUCCAGCACACGGCAGAACUCAUUACACAACUAAUUAAGGGGAAGGCUAAUUACAGUUUACAGAUCUACCCAGACGAAGGCCAUUACUUUCACAGCGCUUCCCUCCACCAGCACCUGUUCCGAUCCAUCAUCAGCUUCUUCGUGGAAUGCUUCCGCAUUCAGGACAAGCUGCCCACGGCCACAGCGAGAGAGGAGGAGGAGGAGGACUGAGCCGGAGCCAGCCCUGAGCGCCCCGGCGGAGGAGGGGGGCCCUCCUAGAACAGUGUGCAGCUGGGACCCUCCUCCCUCCCCCGCAGAGGCGGGGGCGGGGGCGAGAAGCGUGACUUCCCAUAGCAUGUGUGUCUUGCGUCCCGAAGGCGGGUUCGCUUCGGAAGCCGGCUCCUUCCCAGGCCGAGACGCGUCAUCGCUCACCAGGGCUCCCAGGCACCUGGAGCCGCCGCGGCCUCGCCUCCUCCCGGCCCCUCCCCGAGGAACAGAGCAGAGGCUGCCGUGAAGAGCCCGGCCCUCGUACCCACGCCACGCGCAGCAGCGCUCAGGCGCACCCUCGCCAGUCCGUCCGUCCGUCCGUCCGUCCGCCAUGACCGCGCCGUGGAGACCACUAUAGCACAAUUGUUUUAACAGGACUCGUCCGUAGAUUGGCUUGCUCCUCUCUGUAACUAGGAGAUUCGGCAUUUUAGGGGCUGUACAGAGUAUUACUGUAGCUAAUGCUAAUGGUUAACCUUAUGGAAUUAAUUCGUAUUUUUCUAUGGUUUUUACCUGACACUGUCUCCGGUCAUGGGGUGGUUUUGCUGUGCUUGCUUGCUUUCUUGCUUUCUUGCUUUCUCUCUCCUUUCUUUCUUUCUUUCUUUCUUUUUUUUGGCUUUGUUUUGCUUUGUGUUCGGUCAAUGUGUAGGCUUUGCACUCGUUUGAUAAAGAAACAGAUCAGAAAUAACUAACUGCUCUCUCCUCAAGAUUGUCGUGAGACUUCGUGGAGAAAUUUCAAAAAACUGGGGGGGAGAAGACAUCCAAUACCAUUCACUAAAAAAAAGUCAUCAAUAAAACUUCUUUCCCCCAAAGCUGCAUUAGGAUUUGGCUUAGAUUCACACGAUCUCCGUUUGUCUUGAAGCCCAUCCUUUUCCCCCUUGAUAAGUUGUUGAGGCUUUUCAGAUGGCAUUUGGUUAAAAAAAAAGCAAGAAAAGACAAAGGGUCGACUCCGCCCCCGAGUCUGUCGCGUGUGCAGGGGACAGGCGUCCUGCGGGGACGCGUGGGUGUGUGCGGCCGCCUCCCGCCCUGGGGACGGCUCAGUGCCCUCAGCACCGCGUGCAGGCAGCCUGUCAACGUGAAGGAGGUCCCCUGACCGGAUGUGCAGCUGGCGCCCCGGUGUAUAUUCCGUUUUGUUGUGCAUAGGGACCGGAUCGGCGCUGCCCCCGUCGGCUCUCACCGUGUCGCCUGCAUGCCGACACUCGGUGGCUGACCUGCACUCCCCACAAGUGCGAGGGAGAAACCCAUCCGUCACUGCUGUUUCCUUUGGAGCUUGUCGACAACCUGAAUAUCAGUACUGACGUCUCCAGCUUCCGGUCCUGCCGGGGGGUCCUCGACGUCCCGUCAGCAGAGAAGAUUUGUCCAUGUAGCUUUUUGGCAUUUGGGGGUUUGGGUUGCAUCCACGUGAGUUCUGGAUGUCAGUUGCGGUUGGCGCAGUUGGAAGGUCUCCAUCACGGAUUUGUUCAGGCGAGACGUCACUGCGUGUGAAAAGGACCAGCACGUGAGCGGCAGGACCCACUCUGAAUGCCACGUGACCGUGUUUUCGCUUUGUCCGUGGGCUUGACCCACUGCAAAGCCAGCGAGGCCUGACAGGGGAAGCCAGCUUUGGCCGCGAGAUCUGGCAGGGGGAACGUGAGAAUGUGGCAUGGUAGUGUUUGUUCAUCCACGGAAUAAAACAUUAUUUUACCA
Molecule: messenger RNA, 3378 nt
Organism: Leptonychotes weddellii (Weddell seal)
Lineage: Eukaryota; Metazoa; Chordata; Mammalia; Carnivora; Phocidae
Source: RefSeq, a predicted model, not a curated record